GAGCUUACAUUUCUGUCAUGGAAACCAACAGCAGCUCCCCAAGCCCCGAUGCCUCCAUCAGACUGGGGCAGCGCAGCCGCCAGCCCCGCACGCUGCCAGGCGCUGGGGGCCCGGCUGGGGCAGCUGCCCCCGGCCACCCCCGGGGAGGUGCUGAGCCCCCUGGAUGGGCACUGCCAGGGGCAGGAGGGAGAGGCGAGAGUUCGUUCCUAUCUGCUGAUGCCAACGUGCAGCUUUGUUGUGAUUUUGGUCUUGUUUUGCUGACGGAGUUGUUAGAAUGGUAUGCAGUCACCUUUCGAGAUCCCAUGAUGAUGCAGCCCCCAGAGUGGUUUAAGGCAUUUAUGUAUUGUGAAGCCUUCCUACAAAUGCCUUUCUUUCCCAUUGCAGCGUACGCCUUCAUAAAAGGUGGUUGCAAAUGGAUAAGGACUCCUGCAAUUAUAUACUCCACACAUGUAGCUACAUCUUUGGUUGCCAUCCUUGCUCACAUCCUUUUUCAUGAUUUCUCAAAGUCUGAGCAUUUGGGUCCUCGGACACAACAGGAACGCCUAAUUCUGCUAUCUAUAUACAUCCCUUACUUGCUGAUACCACUUCUGAUUCUUUUCACCAUGCUGUACAGCCCCCAGUACAACCAAGUGGAGAAAAGGAAGAGGAAGUAGUCUGCUGUAAAAGUUGGAUGCACAACAUUCAUACUUGUUUUGAUUCAGCCCCUAGUCCUCUGGGACGAACACCUGUCUCGUGUUGUCAGUGCAACGCCUCUCACCAGAGCAUCAGGCUCCCGCAAGAAAAGUUCGAAUUGGCUUGAGUUUACAGCUCUCCUUUAAUCAGGAGCAGCUUUGGCAGAAGCCUGAAGUGGCAGCUCCGUGUGGUGCCUGGGCUGUGCGUAGCUUAAGGGACCCAGCAGCUCUGCUCCCAGUAUCGAUUUUGUGUGGUACUUUUGUAUUGGGAAAACGAACUUUUAACCAUUUGAUGUGUAACCAUGUGAUGGGGACGUGUGGGGGGUGGAAACUGCAGCUGACACUUUUCUUUCAACUUGCCUUUUUCCAAGAGGACUUCAGUAAGAAAUCUGUCUUCUAAGAACAUAUCCUACAAAAUCCGUAACUGAUUACAUACAAAUUUGCAAAGCUAUAAUCUUUUUCUCUGCAACUUUUGAAGCAUUUCAAAUCAUGUAACAAUCCUUACCUUUCUCAUCCCUUCAUUUAAAAUUUCACCUUCUCUUCCUCCGCUGUAAUUUUGAUUAAUUGCAAACGUCUGGCCAGCGAUAAUGUGCCAAAAUCUGGAUUUCUGAAUUAAAAUUAAUUUUGUUUGACAAUGAGGAUUUUCUUCCUAGAGGAUUUUCAAGUACUUCAGUAAUUGUAAACAAGGAUUUGUAAACUUU
Molecule: messenger RNA, 1372 nt
Organism: Anas platyrhynchos (mallard)
Lineage: Eukaryota; Metazoa; Chordata; Aves; Anseriformes; Anatidae
Source: RefSeq, a predicted model, not a curated record